AUGCAAACCUCCAAUCUCCCGACCGAGAAGGUCGACGCCGAGACCACGCCCAGGUCAAUCAAAGACACCGACAUCCUCCAACCACUACAGUUCCUUGUCGCCGCCCGUCGCGGCGUCCAAAUGGACCCUUCUUUCAGUGCGAUCAAUAUCCCGGAAGACAGAUACAUAACCUAUAACGGUGACUCGGGAUUCGAGUCACAAAGUUCCCGGACACCGUUCUGGAUCCGAUGCGUCAUCGCCCUGGGAUAUAUGCAUAAUGUUUCCAAGAUUGGAUUAGUAUUUGUGGUAUUUGCAGAGGCAAUGAAUAUCUCCCGUGAUACAAUGCGGGAUAGUCCCAAAGAAUUAAAGAGAAAGCCACUCCUUCAAGAUGUUCUCUGGUCUUCAUACUGGACGGUGGGGGCCAUUCUGCUCCUCUUUCUUUCGAGGGUAUACGCCAAACGACAUAUGGCGAAGAGGAUCCCUCCCCACCUGGAUCCAUUGUCAUAUCAGUCCCAGUUCAAAAGUGCUCUGGAUGAGCAGGGGUGGCAGUAUCGCGAGAUUGUUGGCCGCUCACUCAAAGAUAUGGAGAAGAUCUGGUCCAAGGAUCGGAGUCAGGUUGAAAGGUUUCGGGUGGAGGGGCUCAUGGAUCCGCCAAGUGAUCGUGCUUAUGAUGUGGUGGUUAUCUUGCGCAAGGAGGGCAAGGUCCAGAUGUCGUUUCGGGCGCCAGAAGAGGGUAUGCCAUUACCUGCUGGUAUUGUUUUGACGAUUGCUGAUAAAUAA
This is a messenger RNA of Penicillium longicatenatum, 759 nucleotides long. RefSeq lists its product as uncharacterized. The record is from RefSeq and is a predicted model, not a curated record. Lineage: Eukaryota; Fungi; Ascomycota; Eurotiomycetes; Eurotiales; Aspergillaceae. Bases 1 to 759 code for a protein of 252 amino acids. The transcript has 2 exons.